GUCAAUGCAAACUCUGACAUCAUGCGUGAUCUGGUGCCGGUUUCCUAUAAGAAUCCUCGCAGUGCCACUUCAUUUCAUCCCAACAGCAAACCGUCAAGAAUCGAGCCAUCUACUGAAUCUCAUGUUCCUUCUGUUUCUUUAAGAAGAACAGAAGAGUAAGAUCUCUUAGCUUUGCCGGCUCUGCUUCUCCGGGGGAAAAAAAUAAAUCUCCAGCAACAUCGAUCUCUGCUGCUCGGGGUCGGUGCAGAUCGUUGCAACAUGAGCAUGGAGGGGAUUAUCCCGUUCGUCUGCGGCGCAAUCAAGAAGCGGAGGCUGGCGAAGAAGGCGGUGGACUACGAGCGCCUCUCCUCCGCCGGCGCUCCUCCGACGUCGGGGCAGGAGGGGCGCUUCGCCGGCGGCGCCUACCGUUGCCGGAGUCAGAGCUGCCGGUUCGCCGCGGAUUCGCCUGCCGGCGUGCUCGGUUUCUCCCGCGGCGAGGGUGACCGAGCACUGCCUGAGGGCACCCGGGACGAGCCGCUCCCGCCGGCGGUCGACGACGGGUGGCGCGGCCUGUCCAGGUCCCGGAGGUUCAGCAGCAUGCGCCUGUUUGCGUGCGUCAGAGGCGCGUAG
This is a messenger RNA of Panicum virgatum (switchgrass), 609 nucleotides long. RefSeq lists its product as uncharacterized. The transcript has a single exon. The record is from RefSeq and is a predicted model, not a curated record. NCBI's taxonomy places the organism in Eukaryota, Viridiplantae, Streptophyta, Magnoliopsida, Poales, Poaceae. Bases 259 to 609 code for a protein of 116 amino acids.